AAUGAAAAACGGCCACCAUUUCAUUGAUACAGUAGAAUGGGGUGUAGUUAGAUUUAUCAUUUAGUUGGUUCUAUUAUUAUAUGCAAUAUAUAUAUCUUUACUGUUUUCUUAACAACUUUUUUUAUUUGUGUUUCGAUAUAUUGUCACAUAUAACGUAGACUGAAAAUCAUUUUUUAAAUAUAUAAAUCAUAUCAAUAGAAACUAUCGGUUAGAAAUUAUCACACGAGUUGGCAAUCGCGAAUCAACGAGUAGAAGAACCCAAAAUAAUAAGAGUAACAAAGAAUAAUAAGUGACGUUAGCAAACGACAGUCAUUCGGGAAUCUGAUUAAUCGCAGAACUACCAAUAAAAAAUUAAUAAAAUCAAGAAUUACAAAUUCUAUAGAUUUCUCAUGAUAGUGAAACGAAACAGGCAAAGUUACAGACAACAGGGCAAUUAGACAAUGAUGAAAACCCUCAUUUACAAAUACCAUAGGAACCAUAACCUAGCACGAAAAUCAUAAACGUCAAGAACCAUGGAAAACUAACGAGAAAUCCUAUAAAUUCCUCAGAAAAGGCGACGGUGUGCCCAGAAUCCCCACCCCUGUCGCCUGACUCUCGUUGUAAACAAAAUCGAGGGUUGAGGGUGAGGAAGAGGGCGAGUGGAGGGGGCAGGUACAACGGAGGUGGUGCGAGAGUGCUAGGUGUCGGUGGUACUCGUCAGUAGCACAGCGGUCACAGAUCCUUUCGGAACAGAAAAGCUGUCCGACCUGAGCCGACCAACACUAAUCCUCGGCUUCUCUUCGUCAUCCUGACGAUGGACUGGCAAUUGACCAUCGACAUCUUCGUCGAUCAAAAUCGAUAAACAGAAAAGAGACAUCGUCGUUCAAGAUCUUCCUCUCUAUCGGCCGAUAAGGAACAGGGAAAAUUGCAGAAUCGCAAAGUAAUACCAUAAAAGUGUAUACGAGAGUCUUCUGAUAAAGUGUUCGAUUGUUAGCCUUCUCUGUUUCGAGUGUUGAAUACAAAGAUAAACAAGUUGAAAGAAUAAAGAAGGUUUGAAAGGGUGGUCGUUGAGCAACGAUCAAUGGUCGAUUGGCUGCGGCGGAUCGAGAGCAGCCGCGAUGCCAACGUUACACCGGUCGUUGACACAGAUAGUCGCUUGAAAUUCGGUUCAGUGUCCAGCUACUGCAGUUGAUCCAGGGAUUCGGUAGCACGGGUAGAGGGAGGAUGAAGGCUGAAAGCAACAACGGAUACCUGAAGGCGAGCGUGAUCGUCGAGCAGAAUGAGAUAACCGGAGGUUCCGGCCAGGAGACGUCUACCACCAAUCACCUUCAGGUGACUUAUGGUCCCCGUGGAAACACUACGACGACGGUUCUGCAGCAUUCAGGAAACAAUCGGAAGCCUCUCGGAAUAACGCGCGCGACGUCGAUCAGACGAAGAGGGCCAGCCAACAGGCAGCAAUUGCUCGGUGUGCUCGCCGUCACUCUUCUUGCCACUUGUCUUUUCAUUCUACUGCUAUUGGCGUUGAACACGAGCCGCGAAUGCGUGCAGGAGCCCCGUCCAAACAUUUGCAUGACAGAGGAAUGCGUAACAACAGCUGCCAGUUUAUUAUCAGCGAUGGAUCGCACAGCAGCACCAUGUGUCAAUUUCUUCCAGUACGCGUGUGGCACGUGGAAUCGUCGUCACGUGAUUCCAGAAGAUCGAAGCUCGAUCAGCACGUUCGAGGUACUGGCCAAUCAGCUUCAAGUGAUUCUGAAACGCAUCCUGGAGGAAUCACCGAACGCCGAGGAUAACAAUGCUACUCUGAAGGCGAAGAUGUUCUACAAGUCAUGCAUGGACAUCCCUCGUAUAAGGAAAAUCGGUGACGCGCCAUUGAAGAGGACGCUGAAAUUCCUUGGCGGCUGGCCAGCGGUGGUUGGACCAUCCUGGAAGCCACCACCAUAUCCCGUCGAAGUUUUAUUAGGUCGAUUACGAGGGGAAUACAACGAGGGAGUAUUGCUAGAACAGUGGGUCGGUCCGGAUGACAAAAACUCCUCUGCCAAUAUCCUCCAGCUGGAUCAGAUGCAAGUGGCGUUGCCAAGUAGGGACUACUACUUGAAGAAGAGCAGCGAGGCUCAACUUAAGGCGUAUCAUCGCUAUAUGACGAACGUUGCCGUGUUGCUUGGUGCUAAUCCACAAACCGCUGCCGAAGAAUUCAAUCGCGUGAUCAAUUUGGAGAAACAGUUGGCAAAUGCGUCGAUACCGGAGGCUGAUAGACACGAUACAUCUGCCAUUUACCGGAAGUUGACGCUGCGCGAGCUGCAGCGUGAAAUUCCGCAGCUGAAGUGGCGCGAAUAUCUUCAAGAAUUUAUCAACUCGCCCAUAACAGAAGAGGAGCCGAUCGUGGCAUACGCCAUGCCAUAUUUUAUGCAAAUGGGCCGUAUCGUGCAAAGAACGGACCGCAGAACGCUACAUAAUUACAUAUUAUGGAGAUUGGUGAUGUCGAUAAUGCCUCACAUGAUCGACGAGUACCAGCAGAAAAGGGUGGAAUUCCGGAAGAUUCUGUUAGGCAUACUGAGCGAGAGAGACAGAUGGUCCCAAUGUGUCGAAUGGACGAACAAAAAGCUUGGCAUGGCUGUGGGUGCACUUUUUAUUCGUGACAAUUUCAAUCACGAGAGCAAGGAGACAGCACUCGAAAUGAUUCGUACGAUACGAGAAGCGUUCAAUGAACUGUUGGCUGAGAAUCAUUGGAUGGAUAAUGAAACUAGAGCCGUAGCUAAAAGCAAAGCUGAUUCCAUGAACGAAAGGAUUGGAUAUCCUGAGUUCCUGAAGGAUCCUGUGGAACUUUCGAAGGAAUACGUGAUGUUGAACAUUACCGAGAAUCAUUUCCUUGAGAAUGUACUGGCUGUGCUGAAAUAUGACGCUUAUCAUAAUCUAGAGAAACUACGGAAGCCAGUUGAUAAAGACAAAUGGUCUACAGAGCCAGCCGUCGUGAAUGCCUUCUAUAAUCCCAAUAAAAACGACAUUGUCUUUCCAGCUGGUAUUCUUCAGCCACUAUUCUACUCUCAGCACUUUCCAAAAUCAUUGAACUAUGGUGGAAUAGGAGUGGUAAUCGGCCAUGAAAUUACUCAUGGUUUUGAUGACAAAGGACGUCAGUUUGACAAAGAUGGAAACAUGAUGCAGUGGUGGAACAACGCCACUGUGAAAGCUUUCAGAGAAAGAGCCCAGUGCAUCGUGGAUCAGUAUUCUAGAUACAAGUUGCAGGAAGUUGAUCUGUAUAUCAAUGGGAGGAUGACUCAGGGAGAGAAUAUCGCUGAUAAUGGAGGACUCAAACAGUCAUUCAGGGCGUAUAAGAAGUGGGUGUCGAUACACGGUGAAGAACCGAUGCUUCCUGGUGUGAAUCUCACUCACGAUCAGCUGUUCUUCUUGAACUAUGCACAGAUAUGGUGUGGAUCCAUGAGACCAGAGGAUGCAUUGACGAAGAUACGAAGCAGCGUUCAUUCACCGGGUCCUAUAAGAGUUUUGGGACCUUUGUCCAAUAGCGAAGACUUUGCCAGGGCCUAUAAUUGUCCUCCAGGCUCACCGAUGAAUCCGACUAAAAAAUGCAACGUUUGGUAAUGUCAGAGUUUUCGAAAGAAGAAAAAUGGUGAAAGGGAAUCUAUAAUUGGGAAUUGCGGUGCCUAGUGCUUUGAAGAGACUAUAAUCAUCGUAUUGUUUGGUAACCACGAUGGGACCACAAAAGACUAUAGAGUUUUAUUUCGUCGUGGUUCACUGUGUGUGAGUCUUCUAGCACAGCAAGAGGGUUAUACUUGACAGUACAGUGUGUGCAUGCGUGUGUAUGAAAGAACGUGCCAGUUAAACAGAAGUCAUCGAGGGUGAAAAGAAUCUGACCACCGUGUGUCAGGCUAAAAUUUUCAUGAGUAAAAGCUGUGUAUAUAGAAGAUACGUUUUAAUCGUGUAUGUAAUCCUUUAUGUGUGAUUCAUCUCGUCGUGGACGAGUCUAAUAAACUUUUCGAUUAAAUUAAAGAGCAAAGCAAGGCGAAAUAGAUAUCAUACGUUUAAUUCCCUUCUCUUUACCUUCAGUCGAAAUUGUUGAAAUUUUAGAGACAUCCUUACUUGCACUCUGCCAUGAAGUUCAUGGUUGGUAGAACCAAAGGUAACUAAAAUAUAUCAUAGUACCUUCUAUUAUACUUCCUUCUUCCUUGCAAUCUUGCUGGAAUUUUGUUUCAUCGGCAGGAACACAGGUAGGUAAUAAAUCCAAUGAUUUUCUCUUCCUAUCUUUUAGAAUAUUUCAUUCAUGCUGCAUUACUCACAUACUGUAUAUCCUAUACCCAGCAUCUAAUACCAAAUUCCCAUAUCUUCCAUCCUAUAGCACAUUUUCCACGUGUUCUUUCCCACAUCUUAUGUGCAUUAUUUAUUAAACCAUAUUCCAUAUCCUCCUGUAUAUUCCAUAUUCUGUUUCCACACCAUUCCCCAUCCUUUACAUUACAAGUAAAACUAUUUUCUGUGUGUCCUGUAUUCUGAUGCAUUUAUAAAUUAUAAAUAAACAAAUACAAAUACAAUUGCAAAUACAAAAAAUGGCCACAAAAAGUCAUUAUGUCCCAUUAAUGGAAUUUGUUCUCCACUGUCAUGUAAGUUUGAACAAAAGUUUUAGAACAAAACCAGAAUCUUGUACCAGGAGAGCAUAACUUGUGAAAAGAUGGCACAGAAGAUUGCAAUUUUGUACCAGGGGAAUGUAAGCGAAAUUUAGAAUAGCUUUCUAAAUGAAUAAAACAGAUUUUUCAAUUUAUUGCAGAUUUACUGAAAUCAUUUUAUCAAUAUACAUACAAUUUACACAAUGAAUGUACAGCUUUUUAUAUUUGAAGCUUCAGUAACAUAGAAUAUGCUUAAUUGUACCGCAGUGUACAAAGUACCCUUAAAUAACUAAUGAAUUAACAAUCAAUGUAACUUGAAUAAUUCAUUGAAAUUUCGCAUAUUUGCAAUUUUUUAGUUUACGCGUGUUAGGAUCGAUGAAAAUUCGAUGUUGCUUCCAAUGGAACUGCUCUGUGCAUUUCUGCAAAAGAAAAUAUGAAAAAAAAAAUUAUUAAUAA
Bombus huntii is the source of this 5045-nucleotide messenger RNA. Its product is annotated as neprilysin-1. Gene Ontology annotation, molecular function: metalloendopeptidase activity. Gene Ontology annotation, biological process: protein processing. Gene Ontology annotation, cellular component: plasma membrane. The transcript is spliced from 13 exons. The record is from RefSeq and is a predicted model, not a curated record. Lineage: Eukaryota; Metazoa; Arthropoda; Insecta; Hymenoptera; Apidae. The coding region runs from base 1204 to 3573 and encodes 789 amino acids.